AAACAUUUCCCACUAAGUUAUAUCUGUUCCUUCCCACCCUUUUUCUCUCUCCAUGAUCUUUUUCUGCUAGCUACAAGACUGAGAGAAAGGGAGAGAAGAAAAAAAGAGAGUAGACAUUACAGGAGAAGAAGAAGAAGAAGUACAAACAAGAUAUGCCAUUGUCUAUCCAUUCCAUAUUAUCGAUCUUCUAAUUGCUUGAAUAACAAGUCUAGUUUAAUUGGAAGUUUUUAGAUGCAUUAAUGGCGUAUCAACAUUAUCGAUCACCAUUUGGGGACACAACUUACACAAAAGUUUUCGUUGGCGGAUUAGCAUGGGAGACUCCAACGGAUGUAAUGCGCCGGUAUUUCGAGCAAUUUGGAGAGAUUCUUGAAGCUGUCAUUAUCACUGAUAAAAACACCGGCAAAUCUAAAGGAUAUGGCUUCGUAACUUAUCGUGAUCCGGAAUCUGCUAGACGGGCUUGUGAUAACCCGAAUCCGGUAAUUGAUGGAAGAAGAGCUAACUGUAACAUCGCUUCUCUUGGACGGCCUCGCCCUUCACCACCUCGAGGUAGGGGACAAGGAGGGAAUCCUUAUCAAGGAGGGGGAAUUCCACAAGGAGCAUCAUCAUCAUCUUAUAGUGGGGUGGCAGGAGCAGCAGCAGCACCAUUGCCAUUACAUCCACCACCUGCAACUCCUAUGAUAUAUUCACCAUAUGGGUAUGCAACUUACCCUCCUGAAUAUUACCAUCAAGCCGCGGGGAUGUACAAUCCAGGGACGUACCAGCAAGCAGCAGCAGCAGCAGCAGCAGCGCAUUAUUAUCAGCAAAUGUAUGGAAGUUCAUCAUCACCAUCUCCUGCAUAUUAUUACGGAUAUUCGAUGCAGGGAUCAAGGGGAACAUUUUCUGCAGCAGCUACUGGACAUCAUCAUCAACGCUUUCAAGGCCCAACUGCUUCUUAUCUUUAUUAUCCUACUACUACUACUGCUGCUGCUACUGCUCAUCACUUGCCAGCUGAUGCUGCCUCUUUUACUCCGCCGCCUCCACCUCUACUCCAACAUCCUCCUCCUCCUCAUGCUGCACCUACAAGGCCUUCCCCUACUACUGAAUCUCAAAUUCCACAGCAAACCACAGCUGAAACAACAGAAGUUGGGGCAGUGACUACUGAGAGUCCAAAUACAUAAAAAAGAGAGUACAAUCAAGCUCAUCAUCAUCAAAACAUAUUUAUCAAGUCAUCAAGCACGGUGAAAAUAAAAUU
Solanum tuberosum (potato) is the source of this 1231-nucleotide messenger RNA. Its product is annotated as RNA-binding protein 24-like. The transcript is spliced from 6 exons. The record is from RefSeq and is a predicted model, not a curated record. NCBI's taxonomy places the organism in Eukaryota, Viridiplantae, Streptophyta, Magnoliopsida, Solanales, Solanaceae. Bases 240 to 1157 code for a protein of 305 amino acids. Gene Ontology annotation, molecular function: RNA binding.